UUGGUCCGUUUGACAGACAGCUGAACUGACCACUGCGGUUAACACUACCGCGCGCACAACCUACCGUGCUGACUAGCGAGCUAGCUGCCGACACAACUCCAGCUGAGAGGAAGCAACGGCAGGAAAGUAAAGCAGAUGAGGUCCAGGAUUCGUAAUAAAAUGUGCUGUAGCCGGGCCCUUGUCACCGGAUGGGUUCUGCUGCUGUUCCAGCUGCGGUGUUUAGAGGCAGUGCCCAUCAGUAUGGAUAAGACAAAAGUCAAAGAGCCAGAGAAAACACCUGAAGAGCCUCCAGCUAGUGUGGACACUGGGCUCCACUACGACCGCUACCUCAGGGAAGUCAUCGAUUUUCUAGAGAAAGAUCAACAUUUCAGAGAAAAGCUCCACAAUACAGACAUGGAAGACAUCAAGCAAGGUAAGCUGGCCAAAGAGCUGGACUUUGUCAGCCAUCAUGUCAGAACAAAACUGGAUGAGUUGAAGAGGCAGGAGGUAAACCGACUCCGAACUCUUAUUAAGGCCAAGCAAGACCUUGAAGGAGGGAAUGACAUAGCAGUGGACCACCAGGCUCUGCUAAAACAGUUUGAGUACUUGAACCACAUGAACCCACAUACAUUUGAAGUGGAUGACCUGGAUCGGCUCAUCAAAUCGGCCACUAAAGAUCUGGAGAACUAUGACAAAGAGAGACACGAUGAGUUCAAGAAGUAUGAAAUGAUGAAAGAGCACGACAGACGAGAGCACCUGAAAACACUGGACGAGGAUGAAAGAAAGAAAGAGGAAGAGCACUAUGAGGAGAUGAGGAAGAAGCAUGCUGACCACCCGAAAGUCAACCACCCGGGUAGCCAGAAUCAACUGAAGGAGGUGUGGGAGGAAGCUGAUGGUUUGGACCCUGAAGAUUUUGACCCUAAGACCUUUUUCAACCUGCACGAUACCAAUGGAGAUGGCUUUUUUGAUGAACAGGAAUUGGAGGCAUUGUUCACCAAAGAGCUGGAAAAAAUGUAUGACCCCACCAAUGAAGAAGAUGACAUGGUGGAGAUGGAGGAAGAGAGGCUACGUAUGAGAGAGCAUGUUAUGAAUGAGGUGGAUUCUAACAAAGACAGGCUGGUUUCUUUAGAUGAGUUCCUGGUUGCCACAAAGAAAAAGGAAUUCUUGGAGCCAGAUAGCUGGGAGACCCUGGAGCAGAACCAGGCUUACACAGACGAGGAGAUGAGGGAGUUUGAGGAGCAUCUUGCUCAGCAGGAACAGGACCUCAACCUGAAGGCUGUUGACCUCCAGAAACAGAGAGAUGAGCUGGAGAGACAACAGGAGCAGCUUAAUGCACAGAAAAUUGAGCUGCAACAGGCAGUUGAGCAUAUGGAACGGCUGAAAUCACAGAAAGUAGAACCCCCUCCAGAGGUUCACGUUGAAGGAAAUGCUAUCCCAGAGCUACAUGCAGUUGACAACCAAUUGCAUCCUGAACAAGAGGCCCAAGCACAAGGGCAUCAACCUGCACCUCAAGCUCCUCAAGAUACACCUCAGGAACACCAUGAACAACAAAAUCAAGACCUGGCCCAACAUGGUCUCCCCCAGACACACCAGGAUCUGCCACCAGGCCACCAAGAAGCUGCACAAGGCCAGCAUAACCUGCCAUAAGAAUGCUGUCAGAACUUGAACCUCCUCAACCAGACUUUUGCAGCACCUGCAAUGAGAGUCCUUCCUGAGUAUUAGGCCUCUUUAACCAGCAUGACUUAGAGGUUUGAAGGACGCUUGAGGUGAAGGAGAGCAGCACAAAAGGAACCCCUGUUGAAUGACACCACUGUUUGAUAAUAACUGUAAUCGUUGGAUUACAUAACGGAAUUACAAUAGUAAAAUGACCGACCAUCUUAAAAUGUGCAUACUUACAUUUUCAAGUUGUGUUUGAUUACAUUAGAAAUCAUCAAAAAUGUUUGGUAAUACAAUUAUACAAAAAUAUAAUUUUGGUCAGCUGUCUUGACCUGCUGUUUGCUGUUCAAAGUACAGAACCUCUACCAAUGACUUGCUACUGUCUCCACAACCUGAUAGGUUUGAUUCAAGAGCCUUUUGGAUAUGCACAGUGCAGCUGUUGAGGGGGAUAAUGUGUAAAAUGUAAUUUUGAUUUGAUCAUUCUGACUUAGAUUUUCUGACUUGACUAUCAAGAUACCCCCAAACAUCUUAAAAAAAAAAAAUUUGUUUACAUGUGUGCGUUUCACUGGACUAUAGUAAACAUUUUAGAAACUGAAUGCAAGAGACAUUUUUUUUAUAUUUUCUAUUAUAGCAUUAUACUUGCCUAAAAGUUCAAAAGACACAUUAUAGCAAUUUUAACCAGUAUACAGCACAGGAACCAUUUCACUUAAAAAGUAAAUGUAAGGACUUUUACAAGUCUGACUGGACUACAAGGGUCUGGUCAAAUCUUUGUAGAAUACACCGUUCCAUCAUCUCCAGCUGCCACGCUCACUAAAUAUGAUCUUUUAACCAGAAACACCCCCAUGAAGCCAGGUUUCUCAGAGUCCUUAUACUUUUGUCAAGAAAUAAUUUUACCAAUACUUUUGCUACUUUCGUAAUGUUGAUUCUGGUUGCUGUCAUAACCUGUCAGCUGUUUACCUACCUUGAAACAUAGUCAGAUUUUCUCAACUGUAGAAAAAAUGUGUGCGCUGCCUAAAAAGACAUCGGGUACAGGACUACUGGCUAUUUUUGGGCCACACUGCAGCUGCUCUCCAUUGAUUUUGAUGUUAAAUAAAUAAAGGUGCUAGGUUCUUUAAAUAAAAAUAGGUAUGGAAUAUCCCACCAUUCAACAAACAUGUUCCCCUACUUCAUCACAGCCCUGCAGAUGCUUAUUAUAUGGGAGUAUUUGGUUACAGUAUGGGCGGCCAAAUGUGGCCUCUGAAAUAUUAGAUUUGCUUUGGUACACUUAACAGCAUGAUGGGCAUUUUAAUUUUGGUCUAUUAUUCAUGCACAAAAUGUGUAUGUGACAUGUUUAUUUAUGAGUUGAUCAUAAUUGAUCGUGAUUUUUAAUUUGUUUAAUAAAACAGUUUUGAUGUUAAGAAGCAAUUGAGGUGUAGACUUUUCAGUUAGAAAUUUUAAUCAGAAAAAAGGGCAAAGCUCUGACUCUGAUAUUACCAGUUUUCUUUUCAUUGUCUGAUUAAUAUUGUCUUGGAAGUGUGAUAUCAUGUAAACCUCUGAUUUGCAUUCAGUUCACAUCAUUGUAUUUGGCACCAAAUGUGUAUUACUUGGUCCCAAUUUGACAAACUUAAUCAGCAUGGCAUAUUUUCCCUCAGAUUACCAGUUUGGUGUAGGUUGCUGUUUUCAUGUAAUGUUGUGGUUUCUUCCGGCUGGCAGACUGUGGCCAUGGCAAACAGGUGUUGACUUAUUGACACUUUUUUAGAAGGCUGCAUUUGCGAGUGGUGAAAUUACAGGUCUGCCUUAUUGUGGUUUACUUUAUACAAAAUUCAGACAUGGAAUACAUACUGUACUUUUACAUACGGUUUUCUUUUUGCGGUGUUUGUUUUCUGUGUGCUAACUGUUCAUUUAAGACAAUACUGCAUCAUAAUUUGCACAACACGUACAGAUGGUGUUUUCCGAUCGCUUGCUGCUGGAUACAAUACAGUCAUUUGACAAUACUGUACACCUCAGUUCAAGAUAAUAAAACAGUUAUGACCUUUCA
Molecule: messenger RNA, 3652 nt
Organism: Siniperca chuatsi (mandarin fish)
Lineage: Eukaryota; Metazoa; Chordata; Actinopteri; Centrarchiformes; Sinipercidae
Gene: nucb2a
Product: nucleobindin 2a
Exons: 13
Coding region: 136-1626 (496 amino acids)
Cellular component (GO): extracellular exosome; endoplasmic reticulum-Golgi intermediate compartment
Molecular function (GO): calcium ion binding
Source: RefSeq, a predicted model, not a curated record